UCUGGGAAGAACAGACCACUAGCAGACAAGAAGAGACGCUGAGGCACACAGGCAAAGAACAAGCACCAGAGCAGAAGCAAAGCAUGGACGCUCUGAAGAAGGGAUUCUCCAUGGCCAAGGAGGGCGUGGUGGCUGCCGCCGAGAAGACGAAGGCCGGCGUGGGAGAAGCCGCCACCAAGACCAAGGAGGGCGUCAUCUAUGUUGGGAGCAGGACGAUGGAGGGCGUGGUCACAGGUGUCAACACAGUUGCCCAGAAGACGACCGAGCAGGCCAACGUCAUCGCCGACACCGCGGUUACCGGAGCCAACGAGGUUGCCCAGGCAACGGUGGAAGGGGCGGAGCACGCGGCGUUGGCCAGCGGCUUCGUUAACACGGUCGACCUUCCUGCAAAAACAGGAGAAGAGGCUGAACAGGCGGUGCAGUAGGUGAGGUCAUUCAGAAGGACUGAGCAAAGAGAUCCACUGAUGAAGACAAGACAAAUCUUUAUUCUCUCUGUGGCUCAUGUCUCUGACCUCUGACCCUGCAAGACUAAACCUUAACCUCAUUAGCUAAUUUGCCCUCAUCCUUCCACCUGUUGCCAUAGUUACAUAGCAUCCUAGUCCUCCCUCAACACUGCUUGGUUGGUGUGGGAUGACCACUCAGCUCAGGGGUGCUCUAAAACCUGACCCCUGCCUGUCAGUCACCAGGCUAGUCCCGCCCCCAUCCAACAGGUAGCAGAAAGCCGUUUGAGUCGCAUGCUGCUGUCCUGACAGUCUCAGGUGUUAACAAGCUUCAGCUCUAAGUCCUCCUUUCAAAUAAAGACCAGUUUAAAAUCCACCUGCUCUCUUUGUUUUCAUCCUUCAUCACACGUCACCUGCAGGCACAGGCGAGUCUUGGUUCCCACUCCGACGACCUCAGUAUAUUCUGGUUCCUGUUGUGUUCGGUUUUGAUCCGGUUUCCACAGAACCAGUUCAGUCCAGCUUGCUUAGAAUGAUCUGACUUCCUGCCAUCGCAAGAUGGGACGGUCGGUCAGAAACAGUUAGAAACUGAAACAUGACUUUUCAAUGUAAACACACUGAGCUGGGCCAGAACCAGAACCUUGAGCCAUGUGUUCUGUUGCAGCCAGUUGUUGUUCUGUCCCCUUUCAGUAACUUGUGGUUUAUUAUGGCGUAGCAGAGUUACAACCUGAGGCCGCCUCACAAAUAAGAUGUUGAGUUUCCUUCAUCAACAGAAAACAAAAGACGAGUUACUGUGAAGACCUGGCAGAAGACAAACAUGAGUGUGUGGGUACGAAGCGACAGCUGUUUCCAGAAUCUCUGACACAGUGUGAUGAGGUGCAGCACAUCAAACUGCUCCUUCCUCUGCCUGAGGCAACAGCCAAGCACCUGUUCCACCAUCAGCAGCAGAAGCAGCCGGUUUGGCAGCUUCUGGAAUGACAUUCAACAAAACAAGACACAGAUCAGAAGCGCCUGGUGCCCAUCGCCCGGAGCAACCCAGAGCUCGGAACAUGAAGCGUCUGCGCAUCACCACAAACAUCGCUGUGGUCGGGUCUGCAGCAAAACCUGAUUCCUCUGCCGGGCGAGACCAGAGAGGCGCUCCCGCCUCUAUAAGGGCCCACGGGUCUGUGGGGCGUCAGUCUGAAGAGCAGCAGACAUGGAGAACCUUUUCAAAGGCUUCGGUGGCGGUGGCGGUGGCGGUGGCGACGGCAUUGCAAAGUUGGCUGGACAGAAAGUGGGUUGUGCAGUGGAGCAAGGUGUAAAGCACGUCAUGAGUGGAGGAAACAAAGGGUCCAAAAAGGAUGAGAACAAGGCAGGAGGGGGAGCAGGAGGAGCGGGAGGAGGAGGGGGAGGAGGGGGAGGAAUGGGAGGCUUUAGUGUUGAUGACGCCCUCGCAUUUGUCACUAAGGAUAAGAAGAAGGGAGCGGGAGGAGCGGGAGGAGCGGAAGGAGCAGGGGGAGGAGGGGGAGGAGGGGGAGGAAUGGGAGGCUUUAGCGUUGAUGACGCCCUCGCAUUUGUCACUAAGGAUAAGAAGAAGGGAGGAGGUUCUGGCCCAGGGGCCGCUCCUGCGCCUCAGGGUGAAAAGCCAGAUAACACAGAGUUCAGUCUGGAAAGUGGCCUCGACGAUGGCAACUAGAACAAGAGGGUUGAAUGAGGCGGACCCCUGCUGAGCACAUCCACAGCUGGGGAAAGCUGCAUGCGCUAAACCCACACUCUUCAGCUGAAGUCAAAGGAUCGUCCUGUAUCAACACAGACACUGUUGCUUUUUAAACUAUUAAGGCUUUUGGUACUGGUGGAAAUGCUAAACUACUAAUCUGCACCUCUAAUGUCACAUAUGCUCUGUAUUAGUGCUACCAACUCCAGCUUCUGGUCAAAUGAAAAACAAUAAAGUCUAACAUAAAUCUAAGAGAA
This is a messenger RNA of Betta splendens (Siamese fighting fish), 2387 nucleotides long. RefSeq names its product synuclein, gamma a (gene sncga). Gene Ontology annotation, molecular function: cuprous ion binding. Gene Ontology annotation, cellular component: cytoplasm; axon terminus; neuronal cell body. The record is from RefSeq and is a predicted model, not a curated record. Gene Ontology annotation, biological process: synaptic vesicle endocytosis; synapse organization; chemical synaptic transmission. The coding region runs from base 84 to 425 and encodes 113 amino acids. NCBI's taxonomy places the organism in Eukaryota, Metazoa, Chordata, Actinopteri, Anabantiformes, Osphronemidae. The transcript has 8 exons.